Molecule: messenger RNA, 2804 nt
Organism: Schizosaccharomyces cryophilus OY26
Lineage: Eukaryota; Fungi; Ascomycota; Schizosaccharomycetes; Schizosaccharomycetales; Schizosaccharomycetaceae
Product: kinetochore protein Mis17
Exons: 3
Coding region: 1223-2590 (455 amino acids)
Source: RefSeq, a predicted model, not a curated record
UUGUAUUCUUGUAAGGAACCAAAAUCUUGCUGACCUUUAUUAAAUCUGGAUUUCUCGUUAGUAAGUUCUAAUAAAUUAUUUCCAUACAUUUUUGCAAUUCUCCGGCGUACGUCAAUUUCCCGCUCAAUUUGUGCAUCUUCGAAGGUCUGUUCACGAAAUUUAGCUUUUCGGAGAAUUUUGCCGCAUCCUGGAGUUGGACAAGCAGCUGGUCCUGUAGUAAAGAUUCUCUAGAAAUCCAUGAUUAGCUGUUCGCUCUUGAUUAAUGUGUAGCAAACACGAAAACCCUCAUAACAUACAUCGACGCAAGAUUCACACAUUUUAUGAUAGCAUUCUGGGUUUAUGAGCAACUUCAUAUUGGGGUUUAAGUAACGAUCAGCUCGACAAAGCGGGCAUUUCUCGUCUACAGUUGUAUUAGUAUAUACAAUAUCGCAUAGUAUUCAGAACAUACCAUUUUUCUUCGGGACCUCUGGAUCCUCCAUUAUUACAGCAAUACAGAAUUAUUAUUUAAAUCAAAAAGGUCAAUAAGGGGGAUUCCAGUCAUAGAAAUUCAAUAUUGUUUCUAUGUAGCGUACUAGGUAUAAGUGGACGACUUCACCCAAGUUUGUCCUUUUCACAGCUAAGAAGAAAACCAAAUUGAUGGACCGUAAAGUCAAUAAAUUUUGAAUUUCCAGAAUAAUACUGAGUAGGAAUCUCUCGAAGGAGGAAGUCUGCAAAUUUAUAACUAUGCUAGUUUAGCGCAGAAUACGAAGGAAUCAACCUCCGAUGUGGUAAGAAGAGAUGAUCAAUUAUUACUGUCUUCAAAAAUUGACUAUUUGUAUACAGUUACUUGAAGUAGUGAUGGUUAAAUUACAGGGCUUGAAUCAACUCAUCAUUUUCUGUCCUUUAGAUAUCUAACGAAUUAAUGAAAGCUUACAAUAUAGAGAUAUUUACGCGAAAGGACGCGUUUCUUACUGACCUACUUGCUCAUAUAUAAACGAACUUUGGAUAUUACUUGAUUCAUACUUACGCUUUUUCUUUCAUUGCAAAAAAAAAAAAAAAAAAAGGAUCAAGAUAAAUAAAAAUAAAAAUAAACCAUUAAGCACUCUUUUGUUGAGAAUACUCUUAACUAGGAAUGUUAAAACUGUUAGCAUUUGUUGAGAAGGCUGGGUAGAAACGUCGUCAACAACCAUUAUCCUGUCGACGGUAAUGGGUACCCCAAUUCGCUGAAUUAACUAUUCAAAUCAUGGGAGAAGAUGUUCAUGAUGUGAAUCAGAGAAGAGCUGCGCGAAUGCGUGGUGCUGAGCGGUACAAAGUUAAAGAUGUUGAGUUUUCUAUUGAUCCAAAUUUUUUAACAGAGUUUGAUUCCUCUCCCUCAAAUACUGAACAUCGUAGUCUCUCUUCCACUCCUAAUGAUGGUAAAAAUAAUAGAGGAUUGAAUGGAGCAGCUACUGUCGAAUCCCAGGAAGUGAAUGGAGUAAUUGAUUCUCAACAAGCACAAGUAGACAAAGCUUUUUUAUCUCAUAAGAAACCCCAGAAACGGCCUGAACCAACUUCUUCGUUAAAGACAGAAAAACGAGGACGGCCUCGAAAGAAUCAGACUCCGAAUGCAUCCGCUGGUAAAAAUAAUCCAGCUACAGACAAGCGACAACCUUCCACAAAGAAGGGCAGUGAUAAGAAACGUAACAAACAAGAAGCUGUGCGGAAAUUAUUUGAACCCUUCAUUCAACCUUACCAUUCCAAUGAAAAAACAACAAGCAUCCAACAGGAAAACGAGAAAUCUCCCUUAUCUAGACAACAGCAAGAAGAAUUUGCUACUUUUGAAGAUAAUUUUGAAGUAGAGCAAGCAGACUCUAGUGUCAGGGCCUCCGUUAGUUCAGAGGCUCCUCAAGAACGAAUCCCCUCGCCAAUAUCAUCUUCCGCUCAUCAUAUUUAUGCAAAAGAAAUAGAAAAAGAGACGUCAACUAACGACGCCUCUAUCAACAAAUUACCAACAAAAGCAUCUUCGGCUUCUGGAGAACAGUCACCGCCACAAGCAACGGACGAACUAGUGAGCAUCGAGUUGACAAGGCUAUCAAAAAAUGUAAAUGGAACGAAGAAACUAAACAAAUUUGACGUAAUUCAACAAUUAUUUCAGGAACUGCUUGCAGAAAUUGAACCGGAAGAUCCCUAUCUUUUAAAGGUGAAAAAUGCUUUUGGAGAGCAUGUCUCAAUACGGCUCUUAGAAUUCAUUGAUUUGCUGAAUGUGAACCAAGCUCUCUAUGCAGCUUCUAGAAAAGCAGCUAAAGAAAAAUUUGCUUUACAACAGGAACUGUCCGACGUUCGGCAGGAAAGACUUGCUCUUCAAAAUAAAAAAAACGAGUUGCGAUUAAGCUAUCGAGAAAUAUCUGAUACUUCUCAAAAAAUGGAGAAUUUGGAUGAAUUUUUGAUAGAAUGUGAAUCCCUCAAGCGUUUACUAGAUAUCGAUAAAACGAUUCCUUCUGAUGAUGUAGACUAUUAUUCAUUAGACGAGUUCUCAAAUGCAUUAUGUGGUGAAAGGGGCAUUUACGAACAAUUACAAGAGCUUCAACAGCUGCUCAAAAAUGUAUAUCGAGGGCUUUCGAAUCCCACUUGAUUGUCAGCAUUAUCUAUAUAUUAUAAUUUCGUCCUUUCUGCAUUGUUAAAAAAUUUAUCUGAAAAACUAUCAUCCGUAGUGGUCAGGAAUUUUUACUUUUUUGAUUUCCUUGGUUUUAUCAUGGUUCUGUCUGUUUACUGUUUUUUGUGUAUAGAAAAAGCAUUUUGUACAUUAGUAUCGUUAAUUGUUAAUUUUAUUUUUUUGUUCAAGUCUG